UCAGGAUGGAGGGAGUGGUGGAGAAGGCUGCUGAAGGCGUUGGUUGAAAACGCAUGAUGGUUUGGCUAUGCGUCUUGGACCAUCGAGCGAUCUAUUGCUCGGGAUGGUCAAUUCAGUCCGAGAAACAUCAACUCCAAACUUACUGGCAAUGCAGCCUUUCCAGACCCCCGCGACUUUCGAUUUCGACAUCGUAGGUGGAAUGGAUGCAAUCACUGAUCGAGGAGAAGCGCUCAUACCCAGUCUCGACUCGAUGGGGCGUAGAGAUAACGGCCGCUAAGUCAAAACAACACUCAAUAGCCAGGAAUAAUCGGUAUGAUGUCCAAGACCACAUUCUAACAAGGCAGCUAGCUACCUCAACUGGCCGAACGCACUGCAUACAAUGAGAUUCUGCCGAUUUUGGAGCUGUGCAUGAUCAAUAUAAGACUUAAUCAGAGCUGUGAACGCUGCAUUGCUACCCAGAACUGAAGCUCGCAAUUUCUUUUACAGUAGCUGCUUGCCAGCGAAUUUCUGGCCUGAGACAGAAAAGGAUAUCCCAGGUUUACUUGUAAUGAGUGUUAGUCGAAUUCAUCUUGCAGCGCCUGCAUUCUGUGAUGAAAAAUCUCAUCGUAUAGUUAGUCGCUCCACUGCGGUUCGAUCCGUUGACUCUGAGUUGAAUUACAUACAGUAUGGGACCGGCGUG
Molecule: messenger RNA, 679 nt
Organism: Pseudocercospora fijiensis CIRAD86
Lineage: Eukaryota; Fungi; Ascomycota; Dothideomycetes; Mycosphaerellales; Mycosphaerellaceae
Exons: 1
Coding region: 68-277 (69 amino acids)
Source: RefSeq, a predicted model, not a curated record